Messenger RNA from Habropoda laboriosa, 431 nucleotides. RefSeq lists its product as uncharacterized. The record is from RefSeq and is a predicted model, not a curated record. NCBI's taxonomy places the organism in Eukaryota, Metazoa, Arthropoda, Insecta, Hymenoptera, Apidae. The coding region runs from base 1 to 318 and encodes 105 amino acids. The transcript has 3 exons.
AUGUUGUGUAACAGUGAAACUGAUCGGAGCUUUCAAACUUCUCAAGUAUUAUAUUUAACAUUGCUCAUAUUUUAUUUAUCUGUGCAACUAAGUAUAACAUCAACUGUACCAAAUACAUACUAUAAUACAACAGAUACAAUGUUAGCGACUAAUAUAACAAAUAAUUCAGUUGGUGAUGAUUUAUAUGUUAUAAAAGCUGUGGUAUAUGAAAUUGGUAUUUUAACAGAUGCUGAUAACACCACUAACGAUACUACUGAAAGGCAAGAGGAAGUUAAACUUUCAUUUUACAAUCCUCCUAAUAAUAGCAAAGGACCAUAGAAAGAUGUAUGUGUCAUCUGUUAUUUAAUAUAACGUGACUAAUUUUCAUAUACUUGGUCAUGCAACAUUAAUAAAUUUAAGAAAACAUGAAGAACAUUUUGGACAAAUAUUUA